Molecule: messenger RNA, 13729 nt
Organism: Apus apus (common swift)
Lineage: Eukaryota; Metazoa; Chordata; Aves; Apodiformes; Apodidae
Gene: SYNE3
Product: spectrin repeat containing nuclear envelope family member 3
Exons: 17
Coding region: 193-3027 (944 amino acids)
Biological process (GO): nuclear migration
Cellular component (GO): meiotic nuclear membrane microtubule tethering complex; nuclear outer membrane; cytoplasm
Molecular function (GO): actin filament binding
Source: RefSeq, a predicted model, not a curated record
CCCGCCGGGCCGGGCCGAGGCUGUGAGGGCGGGCCCUCCGCGCAGCCCCCGGAGCGGCGGGGCCGGUGCCGGGCGGCCCCGCCGAGGGUUGAUGAGAGCCCGAGCGAGUGAGCGGCGGCUGCGCGCAGGGGAAGAGGCGCUGCGGCCCCGCGGGCUGCCCGCGGGGGAAGCGGCGGCGCUUCUUCUAAUGCAAUGACUCAGCAGCUACAGGAUGAAUUUGACAGUAGUGUGGAGAAUGCAGAAGCUUGGAUGAAGGCCAUCCAAGAGAGACUGAAGAUCAAUGACAACACCAAGGGACCUCGAUCUGCCCUAGAAGCCAGACUGAGAGAGUCUGAGAAAAUACGUGCAUUGGAACCAGAAGGCAGCUUGAAAAUUGACUUGAUUCAUGUGAAGGCAGAUGCUGCUCUUCGCAGCAUUGGUGAGGAUAAGAAGCACGAGGUACUAUCUAAACUGAAAGACAUUAAAGCCUUGUGGGAAGAGACAGCUAUAUACAUUACUCAUUGUCACAGCCGUCUUGAGUGGGUCUGGCUGCACUGGAGUGAGUACCUGAAAGCCCAAGAUGAGUUUUAUGCCUGGAUUCACAACAUGAAGGUGACCUUGGAGCCUGACAUCGAGUUACAGCUUGGCUUAAAGGAGAAGCAGUGGCAGCUAAGCCACGCUCAGGUUCUGCUGAAUGAUGUCUUACAUCAGUCAGUCCUGCUGGAAAGGCUGCUAGAGGAAGCUGCUUCCUUGUUCAGCAGGAUAGGUGACCCCAGUGUUGAUGAUGAAGUUCAGGAGAAAAUGAGACUGGAAUAUGAAGGAAUCAGAGAAGAAGCUCAGCGCAGAGUGAACCUGCUUGAAAAGAUAACCAAGGAACAUGAGCUGUACAGCACUAACGUCAACCAGUUUCAAUUAUGGCUGAAUGGUGUGAGAGAAAGAUUAAACUGCUGCCUUGGAGAAGCAACCAAGUCUUCGGCACAGGACAAGUUAAAGACACUGAAGGAAAUUGCAAAAAAAAUUAGGAACGGUGGAAAGAAAUGGAAGUACCUUGAACAUCAGUGUGCAGAGGUGAUUCAGAAUACCUCCCCACUUGGAGCUCACAGACUGAAGGAUGAACUCGAAGAGCUAAGAAAAGCCUUGGAGAAGCUGAAACUGCUGAGUAGUGAGGAGGAGGAGAGAUUGCUUAAGAUCCAACAGUCAGAAAGUGCUUACAAGUUCCAAGCCACACAAUUAAAAGCAGAUAUCCAGGACUUCAGACAAGAUCUAGAGAGACUAGAAAAUGACCUGGACUCUGGGGAAAAGGAAAGCACCGAAGAUGGAUUUGUAACUCUGUGGAGAAAAUGCAAUGCAACAAGAGCAGCUCUGGCUGCAGAAGAGCCCAAGGUUGAGAGGCUGAAGGCUCAGCUUAAGGAACUGCUACGGUUUUCCCAAGAUGUGCAGCCACAUGCUGAGAGUGUUGUCUCUACAAUACAGCUGUAUCAAAGUGUUAGAGGCAAGACAUCUAAAAUGAGCAGUGAUACAGAAAUCCAACUGACAAGACUCUUCCAAAAUCCCCUUCAAGAUUUUGAGCAGUGGAAGCCAUCAGUCCAGAUGCUCCUGGAGGCUUCGGAGCCAGCAUUGGCUCACAUUGAGGCUGCUCUAGUUGAAAGCUCCCAAUUCAAAGAGAAGUUAAUGACUUUACAGCUGAAGAAAGAUUUGCUAAACAAUAUCCUUGGUGAAGAAAAAGCAAAGUCUUUCCUGCAAGAAGUAGCUGAAGCUUCAAAGGAGAGAGAAAUUCUACACAAAAGUCUGCUGCAAUGCAAAAGCAAACUCCAGAAUUUGAUAUCGCAACAUAAAGACUUUGACGCUGGUUUCGCACCUUUGCAGAAGAAAUUAUCUGCCAUCCAAGCCAAAUUAGAACUAGAGAAGGAACCACGGCCUGACCUCUUGGGUAAAAAGACACAACUCCAGAGGCUCCAGAUGAUCCAGGAUGACUUGGCAGAGCUUUGGAUUCAAAUGGAGGAUGUAGAGAAGCUUGUUCAGUCAAAUACCACACACAGGCAUGAAAUGAACCAACUUUCAUCCGAUUCUCAGGCCCUGAAGAGGUCAUUAGAGAUGAUGAUACAGCAGAGUGAAGAGCAUGUUCAGAAGCACUGGGCAUAUCAUGACAAACUAUCUGACCUCCAGCAGUGGAUCACAGCAACCACGGAGAAGAUUGACUCCUACCAGGGUGCUGAUGGAGAGCAGAACACCAAGGGCAGGGUGGCAGACCUUGAGAGAUGGCUAGCUGAGUUUCCAGAUAAGGAGAUCCAGCUGCACCUUGUGGAAGCUCAUGGCCAGCUGGUCAUGGAGAAUUCUUCCCCAGAGGAGAUUGCCCGUGUCCAGGCAGAGCUGGAUCAGCUGAAGAAGUCAUGGAGAUCACUGAAGGAGAUGGCAAAAGGUCUUCUCGAACAGUGGCAGUUAAACAGACCAGUAGCUGAUAAGAAGAAGAAAAUGGCAUUUGUGGACAGCAGACAGAUAUCUGGAUCUAGCUUCCAUCUUUUAGAUGUAGAUCCCAAGCAUAAGCAGGAGAGGAUAGAAGGUCAAAAUACAAGCAGCCGCUUGAAGCUCCUACGCAACUUUGAAGAGUGGUUACAAGGAGAAAACACCAAACUGACCAAAAUUCUUGCUGUGACUUCAUCUUCUACCGAGGAAAUUAAGGCGCGCCAGAGCAAACUGGAGGAACUGCAGUCUCGUGUGCCUGAUGGUCAGCAUAUUUUUGAGGACCUUCUUCAUCUUCAUGCUGUAAUUGGAAAUUCUGAAGAUCUGGAGGAUCUGCGUUACCAAUGGAUGCUCUACAAAUCUAAACUGAAAGAGUCCAUGAGUUCACCGAAGCGCUCUGGACGUGUGUGCUCCUUCCUGCAUCGAGUGUGCUGGGCAGCACUACCAUUGCAACUACUCCUCUUGCUCCUCCUGCUCCUGGCUGUCCUCCUGCCCCUGGCAGAGGAGACCCACAGCUGCACACUGGCCAACAACUUUGCUCGGUCCUUCAAGCUGAUGCUGAGACAUGAGGGCCCACCUCCAACCUAACUUCUUGGCGUGGCAUGAGGUGACUCAGAAAUAAAGACUCUUUAUUUUUAACAAUCUCAAGUAUUGUAGAUUUUAUGGCUUCCUAACAAGGCCAUCAUAUCAACCGGAUAGGUCAAAUAAAUGCAACAUACUAUUAGUCCACUUAAAUCAUGUAUUUGAGCAAAAUUAAUAUUUUUACAAUAUUUUAUUACUAUAUUUAUAAUAUGUAUAUAGAGAUUGUGUAUGUAUAUGUAUGUACAUAUAUGUAUGUAAAUGCAUAUCUGUUAUCAAACUAACAUCCACCAUCCACUCAUCCACUGUUGAAGGAUAUUCCUCCAACGUUUCUGUUUCUACCAUCUUUCAGCAAGGAAUACUGAAUGGUGGCUUUGUUGUGGGGUUUUUGGGGUGAUUUUAACAAUCAGAUUCUCAUUGUUUACAACUGAAGUCAGAGUAUGAGAAGAUGUAAGCCUGCACCAAAGUGCAAGUUUGAGAGCAGGCAGAGUAGAAUCAUGUUUGAAUAUGGUGGUUGACAUUCAGCUCAAAGAAAAUUGGAAUUAUUCUGUUUGAAAUCUUGGCCUGUUUCGGUUCUUUUUUCAGUAUCUGAGUGUAGGGAUUGUGGAAGGUAAUGGAAAUGUUUCUACUGACUUCAGUAGGAGUGGGCCUCCUCUUGUUCUCAUUUUUUUACCAGAUUUCUUUUGCAAUUACUGUGUUCUCCAGCCCACGUGAAUGAGGAAAGGUUGAAUACAGCAGGAGAAAAGCUGGGGAAAAAAGAAUAUGUGUAUAUUUUUAGCAUCUCUAUAGCAAGAGACCUUUUAAAAUCAGAUAAUAAUUUUCUGAACAAAUUUGUGAGCACUAAACAAAACCUCAUUUCAGAAAUCUUCUCUAGAGAAAGCAGUGGUGUUUUUUUCUUGUUUGUGGGAUUUUUUACUUUAUAAAGAGGCACUUGGUAAUGGAUCAUAAAGUCUGAACAGUGGGAUGCAGCCUGGCUCAGUGUUGGCAAAGCAAAGGUUGGAAGUGCUUUAGUAAUACCACUCUGGAAACAAGAUUCCUUCCUAGGAUGUUUCUGUAUUAAUGGUUUGUUAAACUGAUGUAAACUGAUUGUAUCAGAGACAGUCAAGCAUAGAUUUUUAUAUGCUCUAAACUCUGGUAUGGUCACAACUUGUCAUUUAUUUACCUAACCUUAUGCCUGAUUUAUCACAUUUUUGAAUGUACAUUUUAACAUUGCCUUUUAAUGUAAAACCAAUUCUCACUUUACUGUGAUGAAACCAUUCUUAGUGGUGUUUUACCUAAACUGACUCUGAGCAAAAAGGUGAUUUUUAAAGUUUCAUGCCAUUUCUAAGAGCUAUCCCUUUUUGUCUCACGUUUUUAGCUCCAGUAGUAAUCAUUUAAAAAAACAAACAACUAAGAGAAAAAACAUUGACUUUUCCCAUCCUGGCUAUGUUGCAGGAGGAAUUUGCCUUCUGGGUAUCAGUAUGGUAUAUUCAGUGUUGAUUUCUGCAUAGGUUCCAGAAUAGUACUAAAUCGCUUGUGCAGGUAAAGUAUUUAGAAGCUGAGAGACUGAAGGAGAAAGUCUUUAACAAAACCAUGAAAGGGAGGUGUACAGCAAGGAGCUCAUUAUAUGCAAAGAAUGAGGGAGAACAGGCAGAUGUGAAAGAGGACUAGCUAAAGAUAGAGGUGUCCAACAAUUUAUAAAGCCUAAAAAACAAGGUCACAAUAAAUAGAAAAGAAUACAGGCUCGAAGGAGGAAAAAUCUCUGAGUCUUUUUCAUUUCCUCUCUCAGGUACAGAAUUGGUGCUAUGCAUAUUAAACAGCUUUUCUUCAGUAAAGUUUAAAAUGGUGCAAGUAACAGGGACUCUACCAAGGUACUGAGGAGACCCUUCCACCACCAGGACUCUGUCACUUUGUUUUGUACUAAUGCUUCUGACUGCACUGUCUUUGCUAGAGUUUAAUAAAAUUGUCAAUUUUCUGCUGAAAGUGAAAAGGGCAGAAAUUAGAGAAAAGAGAGUACGGAUGGUGAAGAUAUUCAGGUAGAGCACAAGGGGAGGGUGAGGAGGAGCUGAACUGUUGUCGAUUAAAACCUGACUGUCAGGAGGUAGCAGAUGAGCUCUAGAGAGCCGGCAUGAGGGGCUGAAAGCAGAAAGGUGAGAAGAGAGGAUGUGUGCUAGGCUGUAAGUAAAACAUUCGCAUCUAAACGAGAAGUGAAGGAAGGUAAGGCCUGUUAUAUCUUUUGUGAAGGAGCCAGAUGGACCAGAGAAUGGGACAAUUUAAUUCCUUCUUUGCAAGAGUUCUUUCCAGCAGCAGAGGAUGUACCUCCUUCUCUCCCCUGAUUAGCUGUUCAAGAGCCAUGCAUGCUCCUGCAGUGCUCCUCUAAACAUUGCUGCCAGCCCUGAGUGUAGAACCCUGUGGCUGUGCAGCAAGGAGCUAAUCAUCACACACAUCUCCAUUUCACAUUAAAUGCUCCAGUAAAAAAGAUGUGUGGGGGAAGAAGGGCAGUAGCAAAACCUGUUGGAUGUGCUCGUGAGUAUGUGUACUUGUGCAUGCACUUUUCUCUGGCAUAGCUACAUUGCACUUUAAAUUUUGCUGAGCUGUCCCAGGUGGUGAAAGUAGAUUGCCAAUGAGUAAGUAAAAAUAAUGAGAAAUAGCAUAGCCACAAGAGAAAAUCAGUAGGGAGAUGGAUGGAUUUUUUCUACAAAAGCACAAAAUCUCACAUCAGAUUUCUUUCUGCCCAGUCUUUCUGAUCUGGAUGAUUUUUAUGGGUUCAGAAACGCAUUUGACACCACAGGAGUAUGCAACUGGGGGGAAAAGGUUUCUACACAGAGGAGCAUAACAGAAAAACUGCAUCGUCACCUUGAUUUUUCAGUGUUGUGGCAGGUUUAAAACCGCCACUAAAUUAGAAACACACUUUUGCUGGUUUGCAUUCAAUUUAUUCUCUAAGUCCCCUGUCUGUAAUCUUGGAAUUUUUUGCUUUAAAUAUCAGCAAAUCCAUUCUCGUUAACUUCAGUAAUCUAAAUAUCUCACAUAAGUGAUGAAUCUUUUUACUGAUUUGCAAUGGAAGCAGUCCAAAGCACAGGACUUUGAUGUUCAUCUCACUCAAAGGAAUUUCACUCUUCCAUAAUUUCAUUGACCUCACCUGUCCAAUGCAGGUGUGAGAUUUUUCUAAGAAAGAUUUUUUUAAAAUCACAGAAGUAAGACUGGAGUGUAAUUCCAAAUUUUACUUUCUUUUUUAUUCUCGUUUUUCUUCUGAAAAGUUUGUGAUACUGAUCCCUGAAAGUGUGUGUGUUAAUAUUAAUCAAGUCAGUAGCUGGAAUAAUGAAGCUGACUGCCCAGUUCAACUUCCAGGAAACUCAAGAAAGCUCAGAUUUUUCAAAACACAAGCUAAAUAAUGCCAUUUCCAAAUCAAUCUUUAAAAUCUUGAGCACUGUCCUUCAUGCCUGAAUCUUUGCUCACAUAUGAUUUGGGUCUUUCACCUUCACUUUUGAGCCUAUAAAAUCUCCAGCUCAUGCAUCUCUGACACCCAUACAUAACUGUGAUGUGUUAGAGCUCAACUUUGAAUUGGGGCCACUGUCUUAAGACAUCCCUUGCCAAAACCCUAGGAUUCACAAAACAGAUACGCAUCCAAAACUGAGGACUUGCACUACUUUAACCUAAAUCCAACCACUCUCUGAGCAUGCUAAAACCCUAUAAAACAGAUUUAAUAUGUUUGAGCUCAUAAAUUGUGCAUCUGGCUCAGCCUACGUAGCCUAUACUGCCUGCAGAUACCCAGCUUGUUCACAGAGAAGAGCUCUUCUGUAUUUCUCCAAGCUCUUUUGCCUCCACUAUUGGACUCGAUGUUUGAUUGACCACAUUAAUGACCUUUCAGUGUUGAAGGCAAAAUCCUGCACUCCACUGCCCAUGCAUUAAAGUCAGAAUUCUGCACAGCCCCAAAGACACGCUUCAAACCCAACCUUUGGAGUGAAAGGAAGCCUAAUUUAUAAAUUGUGAUUUUGUAGCCAGAUGCUUUCAACAGAAUUUUCCAUUAUUGCAGGUAGAAAAUUGUUAUUGUGCCAUGUAUCUAUUAACAGCCCUUUUUUCUGACUCCAGCUUGCAAUUUAGAUUGUAUUAAAUAUUCUUUAUAUAUGCCCUCUCCAGGAAUAUCUGUACAAAAAACAUAUUCAGUUCUAUGCACACACAUUAUUACAAAUGUUGUGUUCCCCUGUUAGCACAGAGUCUCCGCAGCAGUCAUGAUUUCUGGCUCAUGUGCCCUGACUGAGAUACUUACUAAACUCAAACGUUUGGGGCUGAAAAGAAAACUACUAGCCUAACUAAUAAAACCCCCUAAUGAUGACUGAAUAAUUUGAAGGACUUUUAGAAUAGCUUUUUGCUUCUCCUUAAUCCCAUUUGUUGGGAUAGUUGAAGACAUCAGAGAAAAGAAAUGUCUCCAAAAAUGGCCAUCCCUAGAUAAGCAAAUUGUAAUCUCUGCACAUCAAAGAAAUAGUAUGUUCUCUUUAGUUGCUCUAGUAGUUAGGGAGUUUGAUCUGACUGAUCUCCUCUUCAGUGUUAAAUAUGAGAAGUUUCACUCUGUUGUGUGUGCCUACACAUCUUAGCACUAAAGAGGUUCGAAGAGUGAGUUCACAUACAGGAAUUCUUUUAACUUGUGUCAACAAGAGAGUACAUUGUCUUCUUUUCUGCAGAAAAACAAACAAACAAAAAACAACCAAAAAAGACACACUAUGUCAGUGAUCUCCAGAGCAAACCAAACUUUUUGAAAUAACUAAAGAUUACAGACUGAAAUUAAAUUAUCCAUGUUAGUAAACUGGAGAAGUAGUUUUGCCUUUCAAUAAAUGCUGUUAUAAAUACCCAGAAAACAUACUUUUGCCUGGCAUCAUAGAUUUCUUUGAAGCCAUAGGUUAUGCACCCAGCUGGCUGUAAGAAAUGCUUUUGGAGACUUUACUAUCCAUUGGAUAGUAUUAUUUGCUAGUCUGCAGCUGAAAACACGUUUACCCAAUGAACUAUAUCAGCUUCCUCCAGAGUUGCUGGGGGCUGUCAAGGAUGUUCUUAGUAGUUGAUCAUUGACCAGCUCUGAGCCUUUACAAGUUUAUUGCAUUAAUCUGUCAGUGGUUGGUAACUCUCAGAAACCAGUUUAUUAAAAUACUAAAGAUAACAUUGUUGGGAGAGCCAUCACAAUUCAUUCAGAAAGCAAUGUUAUUACUUUUGCCAUCUUUAAUUAUCUAUUGGUUAUGCUGGGUUAUAAGCAGAUUACUGUAGGGUAACUGUGUGGAAUGUUUUAGGCACAGGGCUUUUUGACUUGCACGUAUAUGUUUAAGAAUUGUGAGUUCAUUUUGCACUUGCUCAAUGGUAAAAAAACAAAGUUGCUUGAAGGUAUCAUUUAAAAGAAAAAAACUAACAACAACAACAACAAAAACUGAAACAAAACAAAAAAAACCCUAACAACGAAACAACAACAACAAACCAACAACAAAAAAACCCACAACCAUAAAGCAGGAUGGAAUCAUCAGGUCAUUUUUUAAUUCUCUCUUCUCAAUCACAUUUAAAAUAUGAUUAUGUGUCUACAGGAGAGAUAUCUGUAGAUCUGGAAAGAAAAUAAAUAUCUAUCAGGACUAUACCAGUUCAAGCAGUAGCCCAAAUGGCACCUCAGUUAUCUAACCUACCUCAGCAAUUGCCAUAUUUAGCUCAUCGUACCUGUGAGCUAACCACCCUCCUCCAAGUAAAAUGUGGGUGAGAUGAAACUGCACAGGUGAAGGUAUAACAUCCCAGUGGAAGCUGCAGCAGACAUUAGGUCUUCAAAAGGCAGCCUAAUAUCUCAAUGCAAGAGAUGAAAAUGUAGGUUUGGUGUAACAAGCACAACCCAGGACUAAUGACCCAAGAACAAGGGUUUGCUGUCCUGCUCUGCCAGACAAAAUUUUGACAGUGGCUGUCAGCACUGUUCAGUUUCACAUCCCUGAAUGUAGAAGGAAGCUCCCCUUGGAGUGAUUCACUCUAGCUGAGAUUUCAGCCUUAGAAGUGUUUUGUUGUGGUGGGUUUUUUUUCUUUUCAUUAUAUACAGAACAAACUGCUAAAUAAAGCCCUCAGUGACAGAUUAAUGGUGGUAGGCAUUGAUGCUCCAAGAAAAGAUGCAGGAAGUGCUAUUGUAGGUAGCAAGGUUGUCAUGAAGGUCUCUGUUCAAUCCUUAAGAAUUAGAGAUUCAGUAUAGAACUGAUGUAGAUUGUCUGUUCCUUUGCAAGUAAAUGCCAGGUGUUGCCUUAGUCUUCUGGACUAGGGGCUGAGCCUGUUCAGUGCCUUACUGAAUGCUAGUGGAUUUCUGGCUUCAGAGCCCUUUACAGCAGUGAGUUCCACAUCCUCCUUACAAGUUGUGUGAAAAAAGUAUUUGCCUGAAUUGCUUUUGAAUCAGAAACCUUUUGGUUGGGGGAGGUGCAUUGUUUGAUUCUCCUACUUUGGCCCUUGUGUGUCGAAUUCAAGAAACCAGAAACAUCAGUACUACCCUUUCCAGACUAUGCUUUGUCUUUCCUUUUAUCAGAGCAGAGAAGGUUUGGCUUUCUCUCCUUCCUAAAGUAGAUGAUCCCAAUCUUUUCUGCUUCUUUUCAUGUUACAGUUCUUCCUGUCAGCUGAUCAUUCCUAUCACUGUUCUCUUAACUGUUUCCAGUGCCAGUUCUUCCUCCACACAUAGAGAAAAAAAAUCCGGUCCUGUUUCAAUAAUUUGAAAUUCAGUAAAUUUUUCUCCCAUUGCAGUCCUCCUACAUAUGGUCUGCCUGCUUCUGCUAGCCCCUGUGUCAAAACAGUCUUCGUCACUGUCUGACAGGACUCUGGUCCCUGCCAGCCAUCUCUUCCAAAUGUCCUGGCCAUGUCCUGCCCUCACCUUGUUGGCUCAGACCUGCCCUUAAUAUUCACAUCUGCAGUUGCGAGUGCAAGGGUGUCACUUAACAAGGAUUAAUAAUGAAGCCUUGCCAUUAGCAUUGUUCACAGCCUGCCUGUUCCCCUUUCUUCUCUCUAAGCAGGUUUUGAUGUGUAAUCCAAUUACUGCCUGCAGAAAGUUGCCCCUUAAUCAGUGAGGAGGGCCAGUGUUUCAGCCUUAGCUCUAUUCUUGCAUUGUCCUUGCCCAUGUAAGUGCUCCCACCUGCUGCUGUGCCCGGGUGGUGCACUCCAGGGUGGAUGCCCUUGAGCUGCUGGGAAUGUUUGAAUGUUGCUGUUAUACACCCUAAUAAGGCAGGACCUAGGGUUUGGGUUUUUUUUUGAGUUCAGAAGAAAAAAAAAAAAAAAAAAAAGAAAAAGAAAAUGGUCACUUUUAAGAAACUGAUUUCACAACUCAUUUAUCAAGUCCUCUAGCAAACCAUUUAUUUUAGCUCCUUUUUGCUCCAUCAAAAGCUGUAUAUUAAAAGGGAGAGGUGAAUUUGGAGAGGCUGAAUACAAGACAGGCUGAGGUGCCACCCGCCCUCACCAGCGCUUUGCCAUUAGACCUCCAGCUGGAAUUCAGGGGUAGGAGCUAUUAUUUUUCCUGAAGUGACUCCCACCUUCAAAAUCAAAUUAUUUCUUUUGUCAAGUCCAAUAAGCAUUGAACACCACAGACUUGGUUUCACUACAGAUGUGAAUGAACACUUCUGUGUGGUACUUUCCAUUGCCAUGAAAUAUAUACGUGUGUGUGUGUGUAUGUAGAUAUGUGUAAUGGGGAGUGUAAUUAUUGUUCUACUUCAAGAAAGGUGACAUUCCACUUCAGUGUAACUUCCAAGUGCAGCUUUUAAAAGAAAUUGUGUCUUAAAGGGAAGCUGGAAGAGUUUAGAGGUAUGUGUUUUAAUGAGCUUUAAUAAGCUUUGAGCUAAGGCUUCAGCCUCUAAGGCUAAGAGCACCCAAUAUGAUUUUUCCAUCACCUUCCCCAAUCAGACCCUGUAAGAGUUUAACCUGGGAGUCACAGCUCAAGCACUGGCUACUCGUGAAGGUGUUCAGAUGCUGAAAGUAUUAAAUGUGCAUCUGUUCUCAAAGGCCAACCUCCAUUUUGUACAUGUGCUUGACUGGGAGCCAAAAGAUAUACCUUUGACUUGCUCUGAGACCCUGACUGUCAUUUUUGUCUCAGAAGGUGUAUUCUUUUUGAUCAAUGUCACUCUUGCCAGUUUGGGGUUUUUUUUCCAUUUUAUUUAUGCUAAUUGAGUUUAUCAGAUGAUUCCAGGAGAAUGCACUCCACCUGCCCAGCCUCAGGGCUUCCCUUCUAGCAACAUACCUUCUUCUCAUUUGUUUACUAGGGUGUACUGGACCACUGUGAAGCAAUCACACAUGCAAUAAGACAAGCAUUGCAUUUUUCUGUCAUUGCCUUUUGCAACACUUAACACUCCAUUGACAUUGAAAAGUGGUAUGACUCCCAGAAGCUGCAUUGUUUUUUGCCAGCAAUACAAUCAAUGUACAGUGCUUCUUCAGGGGACCUGACCUCACUUCUCAACGCAUCUGGCUGUCUUGGGCCCAAUUUCAUUAACAAGGCUGGAUUAUAAACAAUCUUGGAUCCCUUCAACAACACUCCAUCAGUCUUGCCCCCAUCAGUUUUUUUCUUUUGUUUAGUUUCAAGCUAGAAGAAAGUUAAAUAAAUGUACUAAGACUCCCACAUAGGGUGAGUAAAUAUCCCAUAUAUUUCACAGAAAUUACAACAAAAUGAAGGGAAGUGAAGUUUCUGCAGUCAAACUGUCCUCUGCUUUUAAUUUAAAAAUCAACAAAUAUUGAGGUACAUUUUGCCACCUUCUGCUAGAAGUGAUCUGGAACUAAAAUGUGAAUCCUCCCAAAUGGGAGGUUUACUGAUGUGGAUCUAAAUUUCACCAGUGUAUCCCAUGUUAGAUCACCCAGCACUGGGCAGACAGGAAACUUAAGACUGUUCGUAAGACAAACUCAUCUUGCAAAUGGAUUUUAAAUUCUUCAGAGCUCCUAUCCACUUCCAAAUGUUGAUAAUAGGGGGGGAUCAGAAACCUUCUCAUGAACCCUGUGCAUUUUGCAUGUUGAAACCCUGGCUUGAAUUCAGGUCUCCACCUCAGCUUCUUGUAAAUGUUAAUAUUCAAGCAGAACAAAAACGUUAGAGGCAAUUACAACAUGAACAUUUCUUGUUUAUGUAUAGUAGCUGAUAGCAGAGCCUGUAAUAAUAAUAAUCUGUGUUUAUACAUGUGCUGGUCAAUGUAACAUUUGGGUACAAAAUACCUUUUCACUGUCACAAGAAAAUAACUGGAUUGAUGUAACUUUUUUCUUGUAUUAAUAUAAUCUCUUGCCUUGCAGGGACCAGUUCCACUUCUGUCAUGUUAUUUAUGAUUUUUAAAUACAUUUAUGAUAAAUUAGGCUCGUUUCUAAGGUAAACAAUACUGGAGCCAAGCAGCUGUCUCUGUACAUGUGCAUGUUAUCACAGCUGAUAUCAAGUCCAAGUCAGACUCCUUGUCUUGCUUGGACCUUUCUUUAACUUUUCUGGCUUUUUCAGGGAAAUGUGGACCAGCCUAUUUUCUUAUUAAAAAUACAGCUUUUUGAAAAGCUGAACUUAUUUUUUAAAUCUUUGUUUUUACAAUUACUGAGUCAGAAAGUCUGUAACAAUCAUAUUUUUCUAAACUGCCAAUUGCUUGUGUUGGUAAUUGAUAUAUAAAUAUAUAUUUUAUUCUACAAAUUUCCAUGUAGUUUUGAAACUCUUUGUUUUCAUAUAUAUCCUAUUUUCUUGAAUUAUCUCAAAAAGCUAUGUGUCUGUAUAGUGACUAUAUGAAAUUGUAUAAAAUGCAGCUGCAUAAAAAGGCUGACUUUAUUUUUUAUUUAAGUUGUUAGAGCAAAGUCAUCCUGUUACUCCACACAAGAUGCAUGGAAAGAAAUCAGGUCAUUGUUUUGAAAGGCUGGAGAGCGUUACGUGACACUUCCUAAAAAUUCUCAGCUGGGAGUCAGGAGAAUUUAUUCUGCAAAUGGUGCCAUUUUGGGGCCUGAUUCUAUAGUUUAUUUACACUGUUUAGGACAUAUAAUGUGUGAAUAGCAGUGAUGGAGUAAGGCCCUUUUCUAAUGAAAAAUGGGGCCUUUUAACUAGUUACGGGGCUAUAUCUUCAGUAUUUAAGGACAACUUCUUGUGUUCUUUUCUGUGCUGUGGGCUCCUCCUGUGUAUUCUGGAUUUAUUACAUAGCUGAAAUGCCACAUUAAAUUGACUGAAGCCCCGUGCACAGAUGAACAUGAUAGAAAGCUGCAAUGAAAUAUUGCAGGAAAUGGCCUGAUUUCAUUCUUCAGAGCAAUAGUUAAAGUAACUCACAGCCUUGGCUUCUGUGCACCUGUAAAGCAGGGGCCCUUGGUUUGUACUUUGGUCAUGGUGUAUCAUGGAAGGAUUUCUGCUCUCUGCCUGUAAAAUAGUGUCUAUUCCUUGACCUUGUCAGAAGCAUAAUAUUUUCUCAAGCUAAAAAAUAUGUAUCUGAUUCUGCAAGACUUAUCUGAGAGUUAAGGGCAGCUGGGACCUUCUGUGAUCAGGCCACAUUAUUCUGAAAGUUUAUCCUUCAGUGACAAAUAAAAUAUGAUGUGGCUUUGCUGUUUGCAAGGAGGAUAAAGAGCCUGCAAAUUCAUCACCCCAAGCCCUAGCCUUGUGGCUGUUUUGAGAUUCUCCACUGUUACCAAUGAAUUUUGUUGAAUCGGAUUAUAAAAUCAGAGUAUUUUAUUGCAUGUGUCCUUUUUUUUGUAAUGAAAAAAAAAAAAAGCUGUAUUUGAUGUUGCAGUCAUAAUGCAGUAAAUAAACAUAUGUAUUUCUUUUUAA